Acanthosepion pharaonis is the source of this 1122-nucleotide messenger RNA. NCBI's taxonomy places the organism in Eukaryota, Metazoa, Mollusca, Cephalopoda, Sepiida, Sepiidae. The record is from the annotation of a GenBank genome assembly.
AUGCCUGAUUAUGUCCGCCAAGCCAACAAACCGCACGAUUACGUCAUAGAAAUUAAAGAGCUUAUCCGUAAAAAACAGUUCCCUUCUCUAACUUUAACGAGAUCCACAACUCAGGUGGCUAUCUCUGCAUUAUUUGCCUACCUAGCUUACACUGCCUGCCCGGAGGAUAUCAUCGAAUCUUACUGGAUUGUUCGUUUUAUCGUUGUCGCCAUAAUAACACCCCUUGCUGCUGCAUAUGGAGUUUACAUGGUGGCUAAUAUUGGUGAACAAGAAUGUGGCUUCAAAGUCCCAGCUAUUGGUUCGUUCCUUGGAGUUUUUGUCUAUUGGGAUGAACCAUCACAAAUCAUCUACUCUUCUUUAAUAUCAUCAACAUUUUUGCAUUAUCACGGUGCAAGAUGGAAACCAUUGUUUUACCGUGUGUCUUUCUUUCUUCCUGUGUCUAUGUAUUGUAUAGGCUUCCUUUAUUUUUCUGUCUUUUUCCUUCUUUCAUCAGAUUAUUUCUCUUCAUAUCUAUCAUCACCUAUUUCUUAUCUAUCAUUUUUCUUUGUCCUCUAUCUUAUUCAUUAUCUUCGUGUUAACUCAUCCGUUAUGAUUUUUUUUUCUUUUUUUCCUAAUUUUGUCUGUCAGUUUUUCUUUCUUUUUCUACCUUCCUUUUUUUUAUUCAUUUUGCUUUUUCAAAAAACAUUUCUCUUAAUGUUUUUCUUUCAUCUGCUUCAAUUUUCUAUUGAUUUUCUUUUGUUGUUUUUUUUCUCUUUCCACCCUUUCUUACAAUUCUUUAUAUUUUCCUUUUCCAACUUCACUUUAGCCAUGUUUCUCCUUUCCUCCAUAUUUUUUCUGUCUCCUUUUUCCUUAUUUUCUAUAUUAUUCAAAGAUUUUUCUUUCUUUUUUUAUUUCUCCCUAAUCCUUUUUCUUUCUCUAUUUCUUUUAUGUACAUUUACAAUUUCCCUUCUUCACAUUUUAAAUAUAAUUUCAAAAUUUGCUUUCCCUUUCUAUUGUUCAAUUCAUUAUUUCUUCUCUUUUUUUUUUUUUUUUUUAACUUUUAAACCUUUCCUUUUCUCUUUCAUUUUCUCCCACCAAUUUCCAAGCUUUCUUAUUUCUCCAAUUCUCUCUUCCAUCAUUUAA